UCCAUGCGUAGAAUGAAUCCCAGCAAUUUUGACGCAAAACAGACCCAAGCAUUCGUUUCAUUGUGGUUUUGCAUCAGCGGUAUCUAGUUGAAAUAUAUCUGUGCAGUGAACUUUGAUCUUUCGUGCACAUAACAGACUCCCACGUACAAAAUGCUAGCUUUGCAUACAAAUCCUUUAAUUCCUGUAAAUUGUUGUGUGUGGUCGACAUGGGUGGUACUUGUUAUCACUAAUGUAUUUUACUUCUUUAUAUUCUACAUGAUGGACGGAAAUCUUAUGUGGGCGCUUAUGGUAGCAGUUAUAAUAAAUUGAUAUAUAAUUCAGUUUAAAUUUUAAUAUUUUGUACGUAGUUGCUAAAACUUCACAUCGCAGUGUCGCGCACGCACCCCCCCGCGACGGGUGUGUUUGCUCUAAAAUAAAUCGGUAACCGUUGAGUUGUUUCGUGGUUAACAUUUAAAAUGACGCAAGUUGUAAAGUGCAGUGCAUGUAAUAUCGUCAUUGACGAAUUGCUUUGUUACAUACAGGACAAAGUAUCGAUAGCUGAUGAGGAAACUCUUGUGCGUAUAUGUACCUCGUCUUUUUCGAGUGAAGAAAUUAAAAACGCAAAGUCACUUCUGUUCGAAUCUAUUCCAACAGACGUGAGGAAAAUACACCGGAAAAAUAAGGGAAAAGAAGGGCGCGAGGUGGGUGAUAUUAUAAAUUUAUUUAAAUCUACAGAACCAGAUAUAAUGCCCAUUUUUGUAGCGAAAAAUUUAAAUAAACUUCCACCGAUUUCAUUCGAUCACUUAGAUUGUUCCAAACUUCUAAAGGAUAUGAUGAAGAUAAGGGCUGAUGUCGAGAUAAUUAAAUCGACGUAUGCUACGAUCGAUAGCAUACAGGCAUUAGAAACGGAAAUUAAUUUGAUAAAAACAAAUUCCUUGCCGCCAACAUUGGCUUUAAAGGUAAACACAAAGCGCGGCGCUUGGCUAGACAGUGGUCCGAUGGGGCUUUCUAACGAUGACUUCAACAAUUUAAGCAACGAUAAUCAUGCGAUUAAUGAAAACAAUUCUUUGGAAGCAGAAUCAUUUUUGCGUUAUCGAAGUUUGAGGGUAGAUGAAGAUAAUAUUCAGCGUGAUUUGAAUGAGCGGCAACGGUCUAUAGAACGAGCGCAGACGAGCGAGGUUGCAGCCCGCGGUGCGGGAGGGAGCCCUUCAACCGCAAGUGACGAAGCGAGCGCCCAGACCGGUUCCGCUCAGGUGACGUCAGAUUCGCAUAGCGGGACAAGUAACGAUAAGGCCGCCCGUAAACAAGGUGAGCGUUCAUCGAUGCAACAAACUACGAGUACGAGGAAUGAAAGCGAAAAUGAUGGAUGGCAAGAGAUCACAUAUCGAAAAAAACAAAAGAAGUAUCGAUAUGUGGGAAAAUCGGGUAUUGCAAGAGAUUCGGAAUGUACCUUUAGGGCGGCAGAUGUAAAACUUCCUAUGUUUAUAACUAAUGUACAUAUGUCCACAAGGGAAAAAGACAUAGUAGACUAUAUAUUUAAGAAGACGAAGGAAACAGUUUACCUUGAGAAAAUUAAUAUGAAAGUUGAAAGAGGACAUAAAGCUUAUAAGUUUUUCAUAUCGGAAGCUAAUUUACCAAUGUAUAUGGAUGAAGCGAUGUGGCCAGCUGGAGUAAUAUUUAGACGCUUUGUUAGUUUUACACAAAGAAAAAAGUUGGAAACCGGCCAGGACAAACCCCAUAAUGGAUAGUACCUCCCAUAAGUUUGCCACUUUUAACUGUAAAAACGUAAAAAGAUCCAUUGAGGAUGUGAGAAGAUUAUGUCAGACGUGUGAUAUCAUAUGCCUUCAAGAAACGUGGCUGCUCCCGCACGACAUUCCUGUUAUAGGAACUAUUGACAGCGAAUUUGGGUACACGGCGACGUCUGCGGUCGACACGUCUGCGGGCAUCCUUAGGGGUCGGCCGUAUGGAGGCACGGCGUUAUUAUGGCGGUAUAGUGCUUUUCAACAAGUGACAGUGCUGCAAUGCGAUAAUAAUCGAAUUUGUGCUAUAAAAAUCACAACGGGAGAUAGGCCAGUGAUAGUGUUAAAUGUGUACUUACCAACAAACAGUGCCGAAAACCUACCGGAAUUUGUCGAUUGUUUAAGUGUUGUUAGUGCUAUUAUUGACGAAUAUGGAAUCGAUGCGGUGUUUAUUAUGGGAGAUUUUAACGCGAAUCCGGGUGAGUUGUUUUACAGAGAGCUUAUUAGUAUUUGUGAUGAUCAGUUGUGGUCGUGUUUAGACGUAGAUAGGCUGCAUCCUAGUACAUUUACUUUUAUUAGUGAUGCGCAUGGAACACGCAGCUGGCUCGACCACUGUGUUUCAACUCACUCGGCUGGGCAAUUGGUUACGGAUGUUUAUGUCUUGUAUGACACUUGGUGGUCGGAUCACUUCCCACUUAUUAUUCACUGUGAUUUAAAACUGAUAUCACCCAAAGUCAGGAGUAAUUUUAAGGAUGAAAAUAAGGACGUCCAGUGGGGUAGUAGAAGUGAGGAACAGACAAUACAAUAUACCUCAGAGUGUCAUAAAAGACUGAAACAAAUUGAUUUUCCUUCGGAUUUUGUUACAUGUGCAGAUCAUUUUUGUAAUAAUCGUGGACACAGGCGUACGCUAGACAGGCUAUAUUCUGACAUUGUGGCCGCACUCCGUGACGCUGCCACGGUGGGUCGGGGUAGCGGACGUCGGGGUGGGAGUGGUCCGCGCAUUAUUGGGUGGAACAAGCAUGUCAGAGAGGCUCACGUUGUGGCCAGGUCUAAAUUUAGGGACUGGGUCCUAUGUGGAAGACCGAGGUCCGGUAUUGUUUACAAAGAAAUGUAUAAAAGUAAACAAAUUUUUAAGGGAAGGUUAAAAUGGUGUCAAGAAAAUCAGGACCGAUUGAAAAUGGAAUCCCUAGCGGAAAAAUAUUCCAAGGGCGACUUUCGUAGCUUCUGGAGCGACACCAGUAAAUUCAAUGUACGACCUGGCCUUCCCGUGAGCGUCGCUGGUUGCAGUGAUCCAAAGGACAUUGCCAAUGUGUUUAAGGAUCACUUUUCUGUUCAUUC
Plodia interpunctella (Indianmeal moth) is the source of this 3056-nucleotide messenger RNA. RefSeq lists its product as uncharacterized. The transcript has a single exon. Lineage: Eukaryota; Metazoa; Arthropoda; Insecta; Lepidoptera; Pyralidae. The record is from RefSeq and is a predicted model, not a curated record. Bases 456 to 1727 code for a protein of 423 amino acids.